Molecule: messenger RNA, 1193 nt
Organism: Phragmites australis (common reed)
Lineage: Eukaryota; Viridiplantae; Streptophyta; Magnoliopsida; Poales; Poaceae
Product: protein OXIDATIVE STRESS 3 LIKE 4-like
Exons: 2
Coding region: 196-966 (256 amino acids)
Source: RefSeq, a predicted model, not a curated record
ACCCAAGUUCCCUCGUCCUUGCUCUUAUCCUAACCUGCGUUUCUCUUCUUUCCUCUCUCUCUCUCUCGUACUAAGUUGUUGAGUUCUGGUCCCUGUUCUUGGACGGACACAUAUCCAAUUCGCCCGAGAUUUGCUCAAUUGCUCUAAGCACACACUGGCAUCUUCCGAACUGUCGAAUCUCGCAGCUCAGGCGACAUGUCGACGGCUGUGGCGGAGGUGCGGCCGGCCUACGGCUUCCUCGGAUCCAGGAAGAAGAGCGGCGGCGAGCAUGAGGAUACGGAGGUGGUGGCGGUCGGGAAGAGGAGGAGCGACGGGUUCUUCAUAGAGGAGGACGAGGUGGAGGAGGAGGUGCUGACGGAGAGCUCGUCGAUCGGGGCGCCGUCGCCGUCGUGCUCGUCGAUCGGGGAGAACUCGUCGUUGGAGGCCGGCGGGGAGGAGGGCGAGGAGGAGGUGGAGAGCAAGCUCAAGGAGGGGGACGGGCUGGGCUGCUUCGACGCGCUGGAGGACUCCUUGCCCAUCAAGAGCGGCCUCUCCAACUUCUACUCCGGCAAGUCCAAGUCGUUCACCAGCCUCGCCGAGGCGACAUCGACGGUGGCGGCUGCCAAGGAGCUCGCCAAGCCGGAGAACCCCUUCAACAAGCGGCGCCGCAUCCUGGCGAACUGGUCCCGGCGAGCCUCCUGCAGCUCGCUCGCCACGGCCACCUACCUGCCCCCGCUCCUCGCCCCCGACCACGCCGUCGCCGAGGGGGAGGAGGGAGAGGAGGACGACUCCGACGACGACUCCGACGAGUACAACCACCUCCCGCACCGCGGCAAGAACGUUAGGGACGCGCCGGCAUUGCCGUUGCCUCCCCCUAGGCUCAACGCGAACGCGCAGAUGGACAUGGCGAGGAGGAAUGGCCUUGGGACCUUCAGGUCUCCUAGGUCCUUCUCAUUAUCUGAUCUCCAAAAUAGCACUGAUACUUAGUGGCUGCAGAUUUGCAAUCAGCUCUGAAUUCUGAUGUAUCUUGCCUAGUAGAGAACUAGAGAUGUUACUAGUUUAGUUAUUACUAUAUAAUUGCAAUGUAUAAGAAAAUCCAAAUUUGAUGUGUUUAUCAUGGUUUUCUUUGACCUGAGAAGGUGUGUAUGAACAGACCUCACCUGGGGGUAUCAAUAACCAAUGAUGAUCAUAACUUCAUGAUGGGGGUUAGUUAA